AUGUCGAAUGUGCUAUUCGCAAAGGAAAUCGAUGAGAAAUACCAUCGAGACGGUAUCAGAGCCUUCUCUCUACAUCCCGGAGGCAUUCACACCAAUCUACAAUCGCAUGUGCGCAUCGGUACCAAGAUAUUCUGGGCCAUUGUGACGCCUUUCUUUUUCAAAAACAAGGAUCAAGGUGCCGCCACAUCUGUUUUCUGUGCUGUUAGCCCUAAGGCGCUGGACAAUUCUGGAGAAUACUUCUCAGACUGCAACGUGGAGAAAACUGCUCACGAAGAUUGGAUGAAUGAUAAAGCUCUGAGAGAAAAGUUGUGGCAAACAUCCGAGAAGCUCACAGGAGCGUUUGUUAGCAACAAACAAUAA
Molecule: messenger RNA, 360 nt
Organism: Sphaeroforma arctica JP610
Lineage: Eukaryota; Ichthyosporea; Ichthyophonida
Exons: 2
Coding region: 1-360 (119 amino acids)
Source: RefSeq, a predicted model, not a curated record